Canariomyces notabilis is the source of this 2307-nucleotide messenger RNA. RefSeq lists its product as uncharacterized. Gene Ontology annotation, molecular function: calcium:proton antiporter activity. Lineage: Eukaryota; Fungi; Ascomycota; Sordariomycetes; Sordariales; Chaetomiaceae. The transcript is spliced from 7 exons. Gene Ontology annotation, biological process: calcium ion transmembrane transport; intracellular calcium ion homeostasis. The coding region runs from base 1 to 2307 and encodes 768 amino acids. Gene Ontology annotation, cellular component: membrane. The record is from RefSeq and is a predicted model, not a curated record.
AUGAAGGAAACCUCCCCCAGUCCCCCGUACCUUGAUCGCAUCCGCUCGUGGGCACGAACCAAAGCGCAUGGCGGCACUGAUCGCGCAUCGCGACAACCUGACGCCAACACCCUUCCCAUAAGCCGUCACGGCGCCUCCGAAACCAUUGAGUCGAGCGGCAUCUCCGCCAACAUCGGCAACAAUGCAGCACCUGGCUCGCCCAAUUGCGUGCCUGGCGGAUCUGCAAUCCCCAGUGGCCCUGCCCCGUCACACGGUAAUAGUAGUCCGCCGGUCGCUCCAUCACCGCAGGCUGCGGAGCCGGGGCCUGUCAUAGGUCCCGGGGACGACCAAGAUGUUGCCAAAAAGAAUAUUGCUCAGAGAUUCUUGCGCACCGCCAAGAUGGUCCUGCUGCACAGCAAGCUGAACUUGCUGCUUGUCUUUGUGCCCGUCGGCAUCGCUGUCAACGAGGUCCCGGGUAUGUCGCCCGGUCUCGUCUUUGGCAUGAACGCCAUCGCCAUCGUCCCGCUCGCCGGGCUCCUGAGCUUUGCCACUGAGACGGUGGCGCGUAGGCUUGGAGACUCUCUAGGUGCCCUGCUGAAUGUGACAUUUGGCAACGCCGUAGAGUUAAUUAUCUUCAUUAUCGCUCUUGUCAAGAAUGAGAUUCGUAUUGUUCAAGCUUCGCUACUGGGCUCCAUUUUGUCCAACCUCCUGCUCAUCUUGGGCAUGUCGUUUUUCCUUGGAGGAAUGCGAUUCCGGGAACAGAUUUACAAUAGCACUGUCACCCAGAUGAGCGCCUGCCUUUUGAGCUUGAGUGUGAUUAGUCUAGUCUUACCGACCGCAUUUCAUGCCUCGUUCAGCGAUACUGCGCUUGCAGACGCCCAGUCUUUGAAGAUCAGCCGCGGCACCAGCGUGAUUCUGCUGCUGGUGUACAUUAUAUACCUCCUCUUCCAACUGCUCUCCCACUCAUACAUGUAUGAGUCUACGCCACAGCACAUCAUCGAUGAAGAAGCAACGCCCGGCCCGGUCGCCAACUGGCUCGACUCCUCCAGUUCCGAUGACAGCUCCUCGACCGACUCUGAUUCGAACGACUCUGACCACUCCCGGGGAACCAUUUCCAAGCGGAUGAGGCGAGCUAUGCGCCGACGCCGCAAGUCGAGCGUGGUCUCAACAGCGGGUGAGGGCUCUCGGACAUCUUCUUUCGGUGCGAGCGUCACGAGCGAUCCCAAGGUCAUGCCUGAUGGAACUCCUUCGGAGGAACCAUCAUCCCGUCCCCGUAUCGCCGUCACAAAGCCUAGCAGCGGAACGCCCGACGGGAAUGAGGAGGCUAUCCAGGAUGAAACGGCCCAUCGGCAUGCAAAGCGUCACCAUCGUCACCGGUCGUCUAAGAAACAUCGCAAACAUAAGCGCAAGGAGUCACGGGAAUGUACGGCCGGGGAGACCAUCGACGAAAACACCGCCUCUGGGGCCGGACCCAUGUCCUCUCCUGGUGAACCGCGGAGAGUGGACUUCGCCACAGUGAACGCGGACGCGCCCGGAGAGGGCACAGCAGAGGCAGUAGCAGCUCGCAACCGGUUCAAUGUCCUGCGCGGUAAAUCCCUUGGGCCGGUGGCUAAGAGCCUAGCCCCAACGGUUUUCACGCAGCCGGCCGAUGCCGCGAUGCCAAGCUUACCUUCGGGCCCUGUCCCCCGGGUCCGCUAUGGCAUCCGCCGAACCAAUUCUCUGCCCGACCGACUGAACCAGUACUACGGGGCUCCCGGCGCAAUGAUGCCUUCGCAGAUCCCCCUAGCUGGCGUACCAAGAGCGGCUAUUGCCGCAAAUACUGUCGGAGAUGGCGAGGAACUGUCCCGAACUGCAGCCGUGGUGCUCUUGAUCGUAUCAACAGGUCUAGUCGCCGUGUGCGCCGAGUUCAUGGUAGACUCGAUCAACGGGCUUGUCGAGACGACCAGCAUUGGUGAAAUUUUUAUCGGCCUCAUUAUCCUACCGAUCGUGGGCAAUGCGGCCGAGCAUGUUACGGCCAUUACGGUAGCGAUGAAGAACAAGAUGGAUCUAGCGAUUGGCGUGGCGGUGGGAAGCUCGAUUCAGAUUGCCCUCUUCGUCACGCCUCUUAUUGUCAUCAUCGGGUGGGCCAUGGGCCGCGAGAUGACGCUUUACUUCACUCUGUUCGAGACAGUUUGUUUGUUCGUGUCGGCCUUCAUCACGAAUUUCUUGGUCCUGGAUGGGCGUAGCAACUAUCUCGAGGGCGCACUCUUGAUCGCUACCUACGUCAUCAUCGGCGUCGUGGCUUUCUUCUACCCCAACGCAGCUGAGGCUAGUUCAUUGGGUGCUUGA